UCCCGCUGACCUCUGUCCGGCCAGGCGGUGCUUCCGGCUUCUUUGUCUUGGCCUCAAACAUUUCGACACUCCGGCUGCUAUUUUCUUGCUCUAGCUCUGAGGAUAUAUUCACACAUAUAUCCGCUUUUUUUCUGACAGUGGAUGACCGUCGACUCUGAACUAUUUAUGCCUAAAAGUAAAGCGCCUAAGAUGGACGACCUGGACUACAUCCCAGUAGACCUGAGCCCAGAGGAGCGCUCGGAGUUGGAGGACAUCCGGCGGAGGAAGGGCGUCCUGCUGCAGGAGAUCCAGAGGCUGAGGGAGGAGCUGAGGGAGGCCAUCCUGGAGGUGGAGGGUCUGGAGACCAGCACAGAGGGCAGUAAAACUCUACAGAAAAGCCGACACGUGGCGAUGGGGAGGAAGAAGUUCAACAUGGACCCAAAGAAGGGAAUCGUGUUUCUGGUGGAGAACGAGCUGCUCAGACACACACCAGAGGACAUCGCUCAGUUCUUAUACAAAGGAGAAGGACUCAACAAGACGGCCAUCGGAGAUUAUCUGGGAGAAAGAGACGACUUCAACAUCAAAGUCCUGCAGGCCUUCGUCGACCUCCACGAGUUCACCGACCUCAACCUCGUCCAGGCCCUCAGGCAGUUCCUGUGGAGCUUCCGUCUGCCGGGAGAAGCCCAGAAGAUCGACAGGAUGAUGGAGGCCUUCGCUCAGAGAUACUGCCACUGUAACCCCGGCGUCUUCCAGAGCACCGACACGUGUUACGUUCUGUCCUUCGCCAUCAUCAUGCUGAACACCAGCCUGCACAACCCCAACGUGAGGGACAAACCCGGCGUGGAUCGAUUCAUCUCCAUGAACCGAGGCAUCAACGAGGGCGGCGACCUGCCGGAGGAGCUGCUCAGAAAUCUGUAUGAAAGCAUCAAAAACGAGCCUUUCAAGAUCCCCGAGGACGACGGCAACGACCUGACGCACACCUUCUUCAACCCCGACAGAGAGGGCUGGCUGCUGAAGCUGGGGGGACGAGUUAAAACCUGGAAGCGUCGAUGGUUCAUCCUCACAGAUAACUGCCUUUAUUACUUUGAAUACACCACAGAUAAAGAACCUCGAGGAAUCAUUCCUUUGGAAAACCUGAGCAUCCGUGAGGUAGAAGACCCCAGAAAACCUAACUGCUUCGAGCUCUACAUCCCCAACAACCGCGGCCAGCUGAUCAAGGCCUGUAAGACGGAGGCGGAUGGGAGGGUGGUGGAGGGAAACCACAUGGUCUACCGGAUCUCUGCUCCCACACCUGAGGAGAAGGACGAGUGGAUCCACAGCAUCAAGUCGGCCGUCAGCGUGGAUCCGUUCUACGAGAUGCUGGCUGCCAGGAAGAAGCGUAUUUCUCUGAAGAAGAAGGAGGAGCAGCCGUAGAUGUGUCAGCCUCGUCCUCUUCCUGUCUUCCUCCGUUCCUUCUCCUCCACUUCCUGUUCAGACGUUUCGUUGAGCUCCUCCUGCUGCGAGGACUUCCUGUUGUCCUGUCCUGGUUCUCACACUACCGCUGUUCAACACUAAACUCAGUCUUAACUUCUAACGUUCUGACGCUCUGAUGGACCUCAUUCACACCAGAGAUGAUCGGCUCCAGCAGCUUCCUGUUCUGUCCUGAAGGGUUUAAAAACGUCCUUUCAGGUGGAAAAUAGUUCAGAGAAGUCAGAUUUAUCUCCAAAACAUUUAAAGUACAAUAAUGAAAGACAAAACUGAAUAAAAUUACUAAAAUAAUACGAAUAAAACAUAAAGACAGGCUGUCCACUUGGACCAGGAGAGAUAAACUCAUUUAGGUCAGGUUCUACAUCCAGUCCAGUAAAACCACAGCAUAGUAACCGAUAAAUAACCACAGCUCCUCAUGGUUCCUUUGUUUUAGUGACAAAAUGUUCACAUUUAAACAAGACAAAAUAUUACAAAAACUAGACACAAAAUUACAAAAACAAGACAAAAUAUUACAAAAAUGAGGCACAAAAUUACGAAAACAAGACAAAAUAUUACAAAAACGAGACGCAAAAUGACAAAAACUCGACAAAAUAUUAUAAAAAUGAGACACAAAAUUACAAAAACGAGACAAAAUAUUACAAAACUAGGCACAAAAUUACAAAAACAAGACAAAAUAUUACAAAAAUGAGGCACAAAACUACAAAAACGAGACAAAAUAUGACAAAAACUAGACAAAAUUACAAAAGCUAGACAAAAUAUUACAAAAAUGAGGCACAAAACUACAAAAGAACAAUCUAGUAUUUUACUUUCUGAUCUAAACAACUUGUCAUGGUCUAGAAAUGAUUUUAAAUUUAUAGUUUUACUAAUUUACAAUCUGCAGUUAAUGUCUUCUCUGUAAUUUUUACACUUUGAGGGCCGGAUUGGACCCUCUGGAGGACCACUUUUGGACCACAGGCCUCAUGGUGGACCCUCUGACCAUCAGGCUUCUUCUGUCUGGAAAUGACACUAAAGGCAGGAAAACAUGGAGAAUUAAAUGAUUUCUGUGGGUCCAGAAUGAUUCAUACAUUGUAAUAGCCACAAACCUUCGAUAGUUGUUCUGAUUUCAGCUGUAAGCAGCGUGAACGUUCAGAAAGCUGCUGAUUGGUCUGCUGUGGUGUGAAUGUGGUUCCUGUGUGUUCUGGCUAGCAGCGCCUCAUGAAGUCCUCUUUGAUUCUAAGUUUAAUAAUGAGCUUUUCCACUGCAGGAACUUCCUGGUCGUCUGAAGCUUUGAGCGUGUUCGGACCUUAAAAACAGAAACCACCUGUAGAAUCUCUUUAAGUGCCAUUUUCAGGUGAGAUAAAAGGACCUAAAAGUUAAAUCUGGAGAAGACAAAAGGCUCGGUUUGUCUGUUCUGGCUGCCGUUUUCUCCUCAAACAUCUAAACUUCUGUGUUUCACUAAUAGUAUUUGUUGUUUUGCUGCUCUUUGUUGGAUUCAGAAACAGAAGAACUGAGAUUCCUGCAGUGGAAAUGAUUUAGAAAAUGCCUUUUUCUCUUUUGUUUUAAUGUGCAGACGAAAUGUGAAGUCAGUAUUGAAACACUGGGUUUUAAGUUCACACCACUGCUGAGGUACUGUGAGGAAAAAACGUCAUUUACUGUAUAUUUCCACGACGUUUUAAGAAGCGUAAAGUUAGCGGAGAGGCUUUAAUAAGCAGUUUACCGAGACGAUAUUUUAACUUUAGCAUGUUUCUGAACAUGUCUGAGCAAUAGCCGAAGUAGAAACUAGUCUGGAGGCUCGUUAACGAACCCUAAUAACACUAAUACUGAGCAGCUUGUUCAUCAUCAGACGUUAGCCGUUAGCAUGCCACACCUGUCUCACCUGUCCGUUUAGGAAUCACAAAGGCAGCUCAUCACGAUGUACACUUUCUGUAAAUAGACGUUAGCAUAUUUGUUUACGACACACAUAGAAAUGAUUUAAUUUAUUCUUUAUCUUUUGUUAAGAUCUGAUUUUUGUACGAGCUACUGUAUGUAUUACUGCAUGUCGACCAGCGGGGGGCGCCGCCGGUCACUCUAGUGCACUGAUUUGAGAAGGGUUAGUGUUCUUUGUUGACUUGGAAAAGCUAAUUUUAUGCUACCGUUCAGAGGUUUGGGGUCGUCUAGAAACGUCAAAAGCUGUUGUUUUUCCAGUGAAUCUAAACCCAGAUCUAGAUUCUGGAGGACGGUUCUGUUCUGAUUUUUAAUGGUUAAUUCAGACUACAGGGUUAGGGUUACCUCUGAGACUGGUAUUAUUCCUAAUUAGUACAUAACAAGAGAUAUCUGGAGAUUUGAGAACUUCUCACCGUGUUUGGGCUCGAUGGAAAGCAGUCGAAGCUCCUCAGAAGCCAGCGGUUCUAUUCUUCAGCCUUAAAUUCAUGUAAAAAAAGUUUUAAGAAUGCACAAAUCUCUACUGUUUGAAAUGUUUUAGUUUUCUUUCAACUGAGCUGAACAUGAAAACUAAACUUUUAGAUCAGGAGCAACUGCAGAGACUCGAUCGGUUCUAUUUUUGAGCCUUAGAUUAAUGCAAAGUUAAAGAAAACUGACUGUUCUAAUGCUACAUUGUGUUAGCUAAUGGAAACCCCAAACUGUUGAACGGUGGUGUAGCGAGGAAGUCGUUGAGGUUCUUUUUAGUUUUUUCUUUGACUAAAUGUGACCGAAGCACAAAGCAGAGAUCAAUGAUUGGCUGUCCGAAACAAGGAGCACUAACAGACAUUAGUUCAUUAUCGAAUAGUAAAAGUCUAAUAAUGAAUCGGUUUAGGUUUGUGUCCAGUGAUAGAUUCUUUUGCUUGACAGUUCAUCUUAGCUGGUAGGAAGAUUAAACCGUCUACUGCACUUUAUCGAUUUUAGCAUUUUGGAGAAAAUGCUGUUACUCUGACUGACGAUACUCUGAGGCCAGCGUUAAACUGACAGCGUCUACGGAGGUCUGCCAGACGGAAACUUGGUCGUCUACGAAUUCACAAAUGUCCGACGUGUACGGCGGCAAUGGUGGCCGUGCAUGGAAGCCGCUCAGGACUGCAACAGGAAAACAGUAGAAUAAUCAUCAGGAAUGUUUUUGGUGACGCCUCUUCCCAGUGUUGGACUUUAAAAAGACAAUAUAAGAAGUUAAUUCAGACUACAGGGUCAGGGCUAGCUCUAAGACUGGUAUUAUUGCUAAUUAGCGCAUAGCACAGGAUAUCUGGAGAUCUUAGAACUUCUCACCAUGUUUGGAUUUGAUGGAAGGCAGUCAAAGCUCUUCCUAAGUCAUGCUGCAAUUACUUAAAUUAUGAAUUAUUUAGACAUUAAAGAUGGAGAAUCUCUAAAAAUCAAAUUUGGAUUUCCUGCUUCUUGUGCCGUCGACUCACUUGUGAAAUUUCGAGCGACUUAAGUUCCGUCUUGCAGACUCGUGGAAGCAGAAAGCAUGAAUUUACCCUCUCUAGUGCCCUCCACUGGUAGAGUCUCACACUGCAAUAUGCUGAAGGAUGGACUCAUUACCGCCACCUGCUGGUGAGUUUCCCACCAGCAUGUACUGUAUCUGUUGAUCGUCCUGUUCUCAGACAGAUCUGGGGUUGCCUUCUUUCUCCACCAGACGUUCUUCUUCCAUGUUCUGUCUGUAGGCCUUCGCUUUCUGGGGAUUCUUGAAGUGCAAAGUUGCCAAAAAAUAAUAAUUCUUCAUAUUUUUUUCCAUUUAAACACUAAACGGAUCAUAACGAAGCUGUUUCUCCGAUUCCCUCUCCCCCCCAGAGCCGCCUCCUUCAGAAAGCGUCUUUAUUUUGUGUUUAUUUAUUUUUGUUGACUGAGGUGAAGAUUGAAAAAUCAUCUGUAAAUGUAGCAAAAGGAAAAACCACAAUGCAUCGGUGCCAGUAAAUCCUGUGUAACAAUAAAAGGUAAACAGAC
Messenger RNA from Acanthochromis polyacanthus (spiny chromis), 5331 nucleotides. RefSeq names its product cytohesin 2 (gene cyth2). The transcript is spliced from 12 exons. The coding region runs from base 142 to 1392 and encodes 416 amino acids. The record is from RefSeq and is a predicted model, not a curated record. NCBI's taxonomy places the organism in Eukaryota, Metazoa, Chordata, Actinopteri, Pomacentridae. Gene Ontology annotation, molecular function: guanyl-nucleotide exchange factor activity. Gene Ontology annotation, biological process: regulation of ARF protein signal transduction.